Messenger RNA from Rhododendron vialii, 1347 nucleotides. RefSeq lists its product as uncharacterized. NCBI's taxonomy places the organism in Eukaryota, Viridiplantae, Streptophyta, Magnoliopsida, Ericales, Ericaceae. The record is from RefSeq and is a predicted model, not a curated record. The transcript is spliced from 3 exons. The coding region runs from base 1 to 1347 and encodes 448 amino acids. Gene Ontology annotation, molecular function: nucleic acid binding; RNA-DNA hybrid ribonuclease activity.
AUGAGCAAAACAAUUCAAUCUUCUUGGGCAUGGAGGAGUAUUGUAUGGGCUCGGGAAUUAAUUGACAAGGGUUGGAGGUGGCAAGUUCAUUCUGGAAACGAGAUUCGUGUGUGGGAAGAUCCUUGGCUCCCAAGAUAUACGAAUUGCAAAAUUGACAAGCACACGCUGAGGAGGAAUGAUAUAGAGAAAGUGGCUGACUUGAUCGAUCCUAGCACUAAAACUUGUAAGGUUGCCUUGGUUCGUGAGGUUUUUAGUAAAGAGGAUGCCGACCAUAUUCUCUCUAUUCCGAUAAGCUAUUCAAAUCGUCGGGACCGCAAGAUUUGGCACCCAUCACCAAAUGGUUCUUUCUCUGUCAAGUCGGCUUACCGACUUGCUAGGGAGGGGACUGAUAUUUGUGGGAACAUUCACAUGGGUCAAACGAGCUCAUCCAGUGUCCUUCCUACUGUUUGGAAGAAGUUGUGGGGACUACAAAUCCAUCCGAAGUUGCGCGCAAAUUCAGAUUCAACCCAGUAUGCUCUCGUUGUGGCAAGGCGGAGGAAUCUAUCUCGCAUGUUUUGUUUCGGUGUGAGGUUGAUUCAUUCUCCGUUUCGUUUAAGACCUGAAGAGCUUCUUGAUUGCAGAAACAUGACAGAUUGGUGGGAUUGUAUUCAAGAACGUAUCAAUCAAAGUCAUAUGCCUCCUUUCUCAUUAGGUAUGGCUCUCCUUUAUUGUUGGUGGAUUUGGCGAGCUAGAAAUGAUUUUAUUUUUAAUGGUAAAUGUUGGGCUACGGAAGCAGUUAGUGGUAAAGUGCAAGGAGAUUUCUUUGAGUUUCAGGAUGCUAACUCUAAGGUUCUAUCACCUUUGUCGAGAUCUACUCGUAAUGGGACCUUAGUGUGGCAGCGUCCUGGGAUGAAUGUAACCAAGAUUAAUGUGGAUGGUGCUGUCUCUAGGAGUUCGAAUUCUAUUGGUACAGGAGCAAUAGCUCGAGGUAAUGAUGGCAAGGUCCUUGGUAUCUUCUUGAGUAUUCACACUGGUAUUACUUCAUCAAGAAUUGCUGAGGCCAUGGCUAUUCGAGAUGGUUUGAAGCUAGGGAUUGAUCUUAAUCUUUCUAAAGUGGUUAUUGAAUCGGAUGCGGAGGCGAUAGUGAGGAAAUGUUCUACUUCUCUAGAUCCACCUAUUGAUAUAGCGGCUAUUAUUUUUGAUUGUUUAGCUCUGAAAGAAUUAUUUUCUUCCUGUGAGUUUGGUUUUGUUAAACGUGAUUGUAAUCGGGCUACACAUUGUUGUGCUCAAAAGGCUCUUUUGAAUGGAUGGUCCGGUAUGUGGACUUCCAUUUUGCCCCCAUGGGGUUUCCAACUGUCUGAUGUUUAG